This is a messenger RNA of Megalobrama amblycephala (Wuchang bream), 1025 nucleotides long. It is a transcript of the gene mpc2b, whose product is annotated as mitochondrial pyruvate carrier 2b. The record is from RefSeq and is a predicted model, not a curated record. Gene Ontology annotation, cellular component: mitochondrial inner membrane. Lineage: Eukaryota; Metazoa; Chordata; Actinopteri; Cypriniformes; Xenocyprididae. Bases 245 to 628 code for a protein of 127 amino acids. The transcript has 5 exons. Gene Ontology annotation, molecular function: pyruvate transmembrane transporter activity. Gene Ontology annotation, biological process: pyruvate import into mitochondria.
CGCAAUUAGCUUUGCGACGCGUCCUCUUCACACGACAACAUACCAGCAAACUGCAUUAGCAAGGUCGAGAGUAGGACAAUAACGUAGACUUUGUACUUUAUGCUCGUCCAAAGGUCUUGUUUUCUUGACUACGGGCUCUUGCCUUUUGGAAACAGCACGGGUCAAAAGCAGUAGGGUGCUUUGCACAUCCUAAGCGGUAUUUUCGUGCGUGCAGUGGUAGCAUUUAGCUUGUUUGGAAGUCAUCAUGGCUAUGGUGGGGCUGAGAGCUUCUUACCACAGAAUCCUCGACAGGAUCGAGCAUAUGCUGCCGGCUAAACUGAGACCUGUUUAUAACCACCCUGCAGGUCCAAAGACUGUGUUUUUCUGGGCUCCAAUGUUUAAAUGGGGUCUGGUCAUGGCUGGCUUAGCAGACAUGGCACGUCCAGCAGAGAAACUCAGUACCUCCCAAUCUUUUGUGCUGACAGCCACAGGUCUUAUUUGGUCCAGGUAUUCUCUGGUUAUUAUCCCGAAGAAUUGGAAUCUAUUUGCUGUAAACUUCUUUGUAGGAGGUGCAGGAGGAUCACAGCUCUACAGAAUAUGGAAGUAUAACAGGGAACAGAAGGCAAAGGAAAAAGAAGCACAGGCUUGAUACCAGUGCUGUGUAAAGUGCAUCCAGAGGACCGAAAGGGACUCUCCUCGACUGGUACCCCAGAAACUUCCCCUCCAAUCACCAGUCAUCCAGUAGAGCCUCCAGACACUUUCUUCAUGAAUAGAGAUCAUCUGAUUGUUUUAGAGUUCAGGUCAUUGUCCCGUGCCACUAGUACCUAUAGCAACAAUUAUUACGGUUGUUGAAAACGCACAAAAUGUUACAUAUUCAUAUUAGUACGAUUCUUUAAAAUGCUUGUGUUUGAAAUGCAUCUUGAUAAAGGUGCUUUCCAUCCAACAUACUUGAGUUACCAUCGCAAUUCUUACUAUCAAGUGAAUUUCUUCACUCAGCCUCUGUCAUGCUAUUAACGGAAUGUCUCCAAAUAAAUUUUAGAAAAGUC